UCGUCUCCAUGGCUACAGCGGAACGCUGUGAAGAAGGCCGAAGACCGUUCGGGCAGACACUGGGUUAUAAUGGCAGCGACGUCGCGGCACGACCGGGAGAUGGCGAUAAAUGCCAAAAAGCAGCUGUCGGAGACCUCAGACCCGGUGGAGCGGCUGCGGCUGCAGUGUUUAGCCCGAGGAUCCGCGGGGAUUAAAGGUCUGGGCAGAGCUUUCAGGAUCAUAGACGAUGACAACAGCCGCUGCCUGGACAUAAAAGAGUUCAUGAAGGGCCUGAAUGACUAUGGUGUUCUCAUGGAGAAAGAGGAGGCGUUGGCUCUUUUUCAGAUCUUUGACAAAGACGGCAGUGGACAGAUUGACUUUGAUGAGUUUCUCCUCACACUCAGGCCACCCAUGUCCAAUGCGAGGAAGGAGGUGAUAUUACAGGCUUUUAGAAAGCUGGAUAAGAGUGGCGAUGGUGUCAUCACAGUUGAAGAUCUAAGAGGAGUGUACAACGUCAAACAUCACCCCAAAUAUCAAAACGGGGAAUGGACUGAGGAUCAGAUAUUCCGCAAAUUUUUGGACACCUUUGACUCUCCUGAUGACAAGGAUGGAAAGAUCACAAAAGAAGAAUUUAUCAACUACUACAGUGGAGUCAGUGCUUCCAUCGAGAGUGAUGUGUAUUUUAUUCUCAUGAUGAAGACGGCAUGGAAACUAUGAGUGCCUCGUUCUGUUAAUUUCUUCAUUUUUUUACUCACUAUUUAUAUUAAAAUACUGAUUAUAUGGAAUAAUAUUUGUCAAUCCAGGAAAAUUGUUCAGCUUUACAUAAACAUUUGAACAUUUUCCCAUAUUGUUCUCUUGAUUUCCACAUUAAUAUGCCAAUUCCCAAAUUCUCAAGCUAUAAAACAGCUAUGGUCAAGGAGCACCUGCUACUCCUGUACAUAUGAAUCCUGCACCCAGCUAGCUGCAGUGUGCAGUUCUGCUGAGUGUCCUUUUCUUCCAAACAGAAUGCAGAUAAUUGCAGCCUCUGGGACAAUAAAGAUAAAAGAAUAUGGCACAGCUGCUGGGUGCAGUGCUGCAUUAGUAAGCACUGUUUUACAUGAUGCCCCCUCAUAGGUGAUCUGUACGUUUCAGUGAUGUCUGAAAACAAAUAUGCCACCAUUUUGUACCUCUUUUUAAUAUUUGCAUAGUCAACAUAUUAACAAUUUAUACCAUGGAUAUUAAGUGUACAGAUAUGGAUAAAUAUGUUUGAUCUUGUCUUAGUAAUGAGAAAAUCAUCUUAAAGGGCCUGUAUCACUGAAAAAUAAGUUUCCCUCACUUUUUUGAAGCAAAAGAGUUUGUAAGUAUAUAAAUAAUGUUAAAGUACCACUCACUCCCCAGUCUGAACAGUUCUCAUUUGGAAAUCUUGAAAACAGCCCAUUUUGAAUUCCUUGAUUUUGUGAUUUCCCAAAAACCAGUUCAUUUGCCCAGAUGCGUCUAUUCAAUGUACAGCAGUUAAGCCCUGCCCAAUCAUGUUGACAGACUGCUUUUGCAACAAAAUACAGAACAGUCCAGCUAAUCAGAAUGCAGCUCAUUUGCAUACCCGUAAUAGAAACAGCCUGUUUGAUUCUAAGAAAUACAGAGAGGUUAGUAAAAAUGUAAAAAUGAUUUGGGGCUGUUUUUUGGUGCGUAAAACCACACAAACAUAAUAGGCCUUCGGGAAGAAAAAAUUAAAUUUGAGAAAAACAUAUGGGCCCUUUAAAUCAUCACAAUGGUCAUCACAAGGAUUAAGUAGAAUUGUUUUGAUAUGUUUGGUUCUGAUGUGCAAAAUCAUCUAUUAUUCCAGUCUUGCAAAUCAUUCAUUAAAUGUCUUGUACAAUAAUGUAAAUGCUGUGUGAUAAUAAAAUGACUCUUUUGUGAUCAUACCAAGAAACUGAAUUAAACAAGAUGCUAAAUGAAGCACUGGUUAAUAUAAUAGAGUAUAUAUUUAAAAAUCAUAGCAACUACUGCUGUUUAAAGUAAAUCCUCUACAGUAA
Molecule: messenger RNA, 1991 nt
Organism: Pygocentrus nattereri (red-bellied piranha)
Lineage: Eukaryota; Metazoa; Chordata; Actinopteri; Characiformes; Serrasalmidae
Gene: capslb
Product: calcyphosine-like b
Exons: 5
Coding region: 70-696 (208 amino acids)
Molecular function (GO): calcium ion binding
Source: RefSeq, a predicted model, not a curated record